Messenger RNA from Syzygium oleosum, 2029 nucleotides. RefSeq names its product peptidyl-prolyl cis-trans isomerase FKBP43-like. NCBI's taxonomy places the organism in Eukaryota, Viridiplantae, Streptophyta, Magnoliopsida, Myrtales, Myrtaceae. Gene Ontology annotation, molecular function: peptidyl-prolyl cis-trans isomerase activity. The transcript has 12 exons. Bases 110 to 1678 code for a protein of 522 amino acids. The record is from RefSeq and is a predicted model, not a curated record.
GAAGGAGAGGAUCCUCAGCUGCGCAAUCGCCGAUCAGCUUCGCCUCCGCCCAUCUCCUCCUCUAGGGUUGUGCCGCCGCCCUCCGCCGGCGCUUCCAUCUCGCGCGGCAAUGGCUUUCUGGGGUGUCGAAGUGAAACCCGGCAAGCCCUUCGUUCAUCCGUCGUCGAACGGGGCGAGAACGAGGCUCCAUAUCUCGCAGGCGACGCUGGGGAUCGGUUCCGCCACGAACAAAAGUGUAGUUCAGUGUAAUGUGGGGAACAAGAGCCCUGUUUUCCUGUGCUCUUUGUUUCCCGACCGGGCAGAAUCAUCCCAGCUGAACUUGGAAUUUGAGGAAGCUGAGGAAGUCAUCUUUUCUGUUGUGGGCCCUCGGAGCGUGCACCUCUCUGGUUUCUACCUGGGAAGCGGUCGACAUUACGCCGGAGAUGAUGAGUCAGAAUCGCACGGUGAAGACAUUGCAGGGACCGAUACAGAGAGAUCCAAUGAUGAAGAUGAGUAUGAGGAUAGUUUCAUUGAUGAUGAUGAUGAUCCAGAAGUAUUUUCACCUUCUCCUUCUCCGUCGCUAAAUGAUGCCGUACAUGAUGAUUCAGAUAGUGGAAAACCUAGGGAGAGGAAAGGCAGGCAAAGAAGACUUAGAAAGAAGCACCAUACCGUUGAAUCUGAUAAGGAAGGUAGUUUUCAACAACAUAACAUAGUUGAUGGCAAGACCAAGGCACAGGCAUCAGAAAGUGAAGCUGAAGAGGCCUUCUUUAUAUCCUCCUUUUUAAAGAAAAAGUCUGCAGUGAAAGAGUCCAAGAUAGAUGGCCCAGAAAUGUAUCCAGAGAAACAGCAAAGUGGACUCCCUGAAGUUGGCACAAAUUUGAAGAGGAAGAGAAAAGAAGAAUUUAUAGAGUGCCCUAUUGAAGUUGAUAAAGCUAAUAACCAUGAUAAGCUCAAUGAGAAUCUGGCCCGGCAAGGUCAGGUCAUCGCGGCUGCUGAUAACAGAGAAGCUGGACAAGUCAAUGGUUUGUUCCCGACAUCUCAUGAAGCUGCCAAUGAAAAUUGUUUGAAAAAGAAAAAGAAGAAACGUGGGAAAGGGGAGAAGGCCCAACAAGAAGAAGAAGACAUCGUUGAGAACAAUGUAAACCCAGUUGUCACAGAGAAUUUGGCUCCUGAAGCUCAGCAAGUUAAUGAUGGAGAAGAUUCUGAGAAGAAAGACAUAAAAAAGAAGAAAAAGAAGCAUAGAGACCAGCAUAGUGAGGUGGACAUAAUGAACGAAGAGAAUGUUUUACUGGCAGACAGAAAGGUCAAAUUGGACUCCAAGAUGAAAGAGGGGGAUGCUGAUGAUGACUGCCGAGUUAGGAAGCUGCCGAAUGGGCUAACAAUUGAGCAGCUUGACAAAGGAAAUCCUGAUGGUAAAGUUGUUGCUCCUGGUAAAAAGAUUAGUGUUCACUAUGUUGGCAAGUUUAUGGAGAAUGGGCUGGUAUUCGAUUCAAAUACCAGUGGGAAACCCUUAAAAUUCCGCCUAGGUUCUGGUGAAGUUAUGAAGGGUUGGGAUGAAGGCCUUGAUGGCAUGCGAAUUGGUGGCAAAAGAAGGCUUACUAUACCACCAUCUCUGAGCUAUGCGAAUAAAGGAAGCAAUCAUAAAGUUCCUUCGGAUUCAUGGUUGGUCUAUGACAUUGAAGUGGUUCGUGUCCGGUAGAGGAGUCCACUUUUUGUCCUGGAUAUUUGGCAAUCUGUAAUUACACACUAAUUCUUUUGCGCCAGAAUAGUAGAUGCUUGCUGGUCGUAUGAUACCCCAUUGUCACGGGAAUUUUGUGGCAAGCAUCUGCUGAUAGUUCUAUGGAAGAGCAUCGUUUUGCAAUGGCAUAGAGCACUACUGUUGAAAACAGGAUGAUGUUAUAAUGCCAUUGUGCAUUUUUGUGUACACACUGCGACGGCUUCUAUCACAUUCAAAGUUUGAAAAUACUGUAUUUUCUUACAUGCAAAUUAGAUGUUCGAGACUUGAACGUACCUAAUGAGAUUUGUACGAUGAAUUCAGUUUCUCUUUUAA